AUGUCUCAAACGUUAACUUUCGGUGACUCAUGCGCUCCGAUAACAUGCCACGCUUGGAAUAAGGAUAGAACUCAAAUAGCAUUUUCGCCAAAUAACAAUGAAGUUCAUAUUUACCAAAAAGACGGAAAUGACUGGAAGCAGACCAACAGUCUGGUUGAGCAUGAUCUUCGGGUAAUGGGUAUUGAUUGGGCUCCCAACACAAAUCGAAUUGUCACUUGCUCUGUCGAUCGUAACGCUUACGUCUGGACUCAGGCUGAUGACGGCAAGUGGACCACCACGCUUGUUCUCUUGCGUAUCAAUCGAGCAGCAACUUGUGUUAAAUGGUCGCCAAUGGAAAACAAAUUCGCCGUCGGAUCAGGAGCUAGAUUGAUUUCUAUUUGUUAUUUUGAAAAGGAGAACAACUGGUGGGUCUCUAAACAUAUCAAGAAACCAAUUCGGUCCACUGUAACAACUUUGGAUUGGCAUCCGAACAACAUACUUCUUGUUGCCGGAUCUGCUGACUUCAAGGUCAGAGUUUUCUCAGCUUAUAUCAAAGAUAUAGAAGAUCAACCCGGACCAAAUGUUUGGGGUUCAAAAUUACCCUUGGGUCAAUUACUGGCUGAGUUUCCUAACUCAGCUUCUGGUGGUGGUUGGGUGCAUAGUGUAUCAUUUUCUGCUGACGGGAAUAAAGUAGCUUGGGUGGGUCAUGACAGCUCUAUUAACGUAGCUGAUGCUACCCAAGGAAAAGCGGUGGUUAAACUCAAGACUGAAUACCUGCCAUUUUUGGGAUGCAAUUGGAUCUCUACUAAUUCCCUGCUGGUGGCAGGACAUAGUUGCAUUCCAUUGCUGUACUGCCAUGAUGGUGACGAGUUGCGCUUUGUUGCGAAGCUAGACAAUACUCAACGAAAGGAGUCUGGAGGUUUGUCAGCUAUGAAAAAGUUCCAGUCGCUGGAUCGCCAAGCUCGGAUUGAAACAAACGACACUUAUCUGGAUUCAAUCCACCAAAAUGCUAUAACAUGUAUUAGCCUUUACAAAGGAACUAAGGCCAAUGCUAAAAAGUUUAGCACUUCUGGAUUGGAUGGUCAGUUGGUCAUUUGGGAUUUGGAAUCUUUGGAAAAAUCUAUUGAAGGGCUCAAAAUCGCUUAA
Molecule: messenger RNA, 1125 nt
Organism: Parnassius apollo (apollo)
Lineage: Eukaryota; Metazoa; Arthropoda; Insecta; Lepidoptera; Papilionidae
Source: the annotation of a GenBank genome assembly